This is a messenger RNA of Schistosoma guineensis, 1348 nucleotides long. Lineage: Eukaryota; Metazoa; Platyhelminthes; Trematoda; Strigeidida; Schistosomatidae. The record is from the annotation of a GenBank genome assembly.
AAUUCACAAUGAUUGGUAGUCUAUGGAAGUGAAUAAACAAACAUACAGAAUCUAAUCAACAAUCGAAUUCAAUAAGCCUCACAACUAGCUGACGAUUGAAUACAAGUACACUAUUCUAAACACAAGAAACAACUUUGGAAGUAUUGCUUGUCAUGAUUGAAAAUCUUGAAUGGAAUUCCAUUGAUGGAGUCAACAUGGUAGAUCAGAUGGAACAUGUCAAUCGUUUACUGGUUGUAUCGACAUACACUAAAUUAGUGCUUAUACUUGUUGCAAUACAAAUAUCGGUAACAUUGUUUGUUUUAAUGAUCUUGUCAGUACUUAGGAUAAAAUUUCCAUAUGGCGCGCAAUUGAUACCAUCAAUUAUUUCUGGUUUGUUCUUUUUGAUUGCACUUGUGGUAUUCUUUUUGAUUGCCUUCGUGAAGAAAAUAGAUGACAAUUAUCUACUAAAUCUCGCACUUGUAAUUGUUUACUCUAUCUGCAUGGCAACAGCAUUAGGAGUUUUGACUACACAGCUAAAUCCUCAAGUCAAACUUGCAGUCUUUGGAAUCAGUUUGGUGUUAUUCGCAUGUGCAUUACUGUUUGGUGCAGCGAUUAAAACAGAUUUAUUUGAUCACCCGAUGAGUAUUCUAAUAUUCCUUUUGGUUAUAUCCGUUGUAAUUGUGAUAGUAGCGGUUGUGCUUAGUGUUUUUAAUCAAUGCAAGUAUUAUACGAUCGGUGUUUACAUAGGUGCACAAAUACUAUUGUUCAUUAUAACGGUAUUUAUAAGUUAUGUAACUGUUGGCAAAUCAAGGAAUCUUCUCUUUUAUCCAAAUUAUUCACUGGCAGCCAUAUUAUUGUAUGUCAUGUUCUUUUCAACUUUAUUAAUCAAUGCGAAUAUAAAAAUGACAUUAACAAGACUGAAAGUUGUAUAUUCCAAUUCCAGUUCCAAAUUAACAUGAACAUUACAUUAAUAUUGGAUAGAAAUCACAAAGUCUGUUUCUCGAUUGUUUGUUUGUUUGUAAUUUCUUUGCUAUUCCUUUGAAGUUGAACUCUGGACCGAUGGGAACCUUUAUGGUUUUGCUGUUAUUGUUAUUUAAGUAUCGAUUCAAUUAAAAAUGUGUUUGUGUGUGUGUAAACUGACUACAUGCCUGUAUUUUGUUCUAAAGUUACGUAUAAUAUGAUGAUUUUGAAAAUAGUAAUGUGAUUUUAGUGAUGUUAUCCAUCUUCAAUUUAGAUUACUGUACUUAGAUAAGGAUUAUAUGAAAAGAAUGAUUGUCAUUAGAAUAAUUAUUAUACGUGAGUCGUAUAUCCUAGAGUUGUGACGAGAAGCCAUGAUCAUUGGAGUUCAAUACAUGUAUGCAAAUAUGAG